AUGCCACGCGCUGAGCGAAAGCGUCCGCGCCAGAGCGCUGAGACGGCGAGCAUAGCCAGCGAGGAGGAGGCGGUGGCGAAUGCAAUCUCCGAUGUGGAUAUGUAUUCGGACGAGGAUCUCGACGGCGGCUUUGAAGACGUCGAAGGGGAAGAGGAAGUCGCUGCGCCCCUGCAGGAAGAGCCCUCGCGGACGACGGCAGCGCACUAUGCGAUCCCGUCGCUGGAUGAGAUCCACGGUUUGAAAGAAACAAGUGACCUGUACCAAAACAAUGUAUUCAAGCUUCAACUUGAUGAGAUGUUAAAGCAUACCAAGCCAUCGAUGGCCCACGCUGGCCCUAUGGAGUCAGCCUUGCGGGAAUUGCAGGCCACGCUGCAGGCCAUUCCUGCGAUUGAGGCCCAGCCACUGAGUGCUGCAAAGAAAGUGUUGGAGCAGCGUGUGGGCCGAUCGGUGAUUAUUCCGUUUUGCGACCCUGUGCCGCACCAGGAUCCUGCGUAUACCUUUGCAUUCGACAAGCCCAGUGCGUUGAACCUCGUGGGAAGUUGGCCGCUCAAGGCGGCUGCACGUCGGCCAGGCACGAUGGAUGUCGAUGUGGAAGUCGUGAUGCCGUCUUCUCUCUUCCAAGAAAAAGAUACCUUUAAUGCACGCUACUUUUACAAGCGUGCCUUUUACAUGGCCGUGCUGGCAGAACACUUGCAUCAAGUCCGUGAAACGCUUUCGAUGCAGGUCGAGUACCUCGACCUGGGCGGCGAUCGACGACGCACCUGCAUUGUCUUGCGACCGGAGCGGACCAAGGGGGAUCUGGACUUUACCAAGCUGCAUGCAGUCAUCCGCAUUCACCUGGCCCAUGCCCCAAAUACGUUCCCGCUGGCCCGCUUGGCGCCGAAUCGGAACAGUCUUCGUGGCUCGCAAGUGGACAGCGCGGGCGAGGCCCUGCCGCCCACGCCGAUCUACAACUCGUGCGUCGUGGCAGACUCGCUUCGUCUGGCCCAUCUGGUGUUCCUGCAUGCGACGUCGGACAUGUGUCCACACUUUGCUGAGGCGUGCCAGUUGCUAAAGACAUGGGCUAUGCAGCGCGGUUUUGGCUCAUUGGAUGCGACGGCGCCCAAGUAUGCAGCACGCCGUGUGGUGGCAGGGACAGAUGAUGCACGUUUCGUGCUGAGCAUGGUGCUGGCCCACCUUCUGCAUGGCGCGCCCAAAGGUACGCCGAUGCGGCACAAGCUGGCUGUGGGCCUGUCGAGUGUGCAGCUGUUCCGUGGUACGUUGGACUUUCUCUCGAAGCUUGCGACGCAUGUGCAUAUGAAAGCGCAGCCCCGCUUCGGGCUAAGUGCAUCGCCCAUCCCCCCUGCCUCAUUUGACGUGUUUGAACGUGCAUUUGUCGACCCAAGCGGAAGUGUGAACCUAUUUGCGCAUUGGCCUACGUCGUCGGUCGAUGCCCUGUCGCGCGAAGCUUCGCAGGCGAUGCGGAUGCUGAACGAUGGUGGCGACUACUUUGCGGAUCUGUUCCUGACACCUAUGUGCUACGCUGCGCUGCAAUGUGAUGAAGUCGCGCAGGUCCGCGUCUCCUCGAAAUCGCUCUCCGCCUUGGCACAGCAGGAUGCCGGCUCCGCGCGUCUGGCUGCGAUGCGGCGUCUGCUGGCCAUCGGUACACAGGCCUUGCGGCAGCGUGCGCAUGGGCUGAUCGCCUACCAUGCGCCACACACUUCCUAUGCACUGGAUGCGCCUUGCACGCCAGAUGGGCGUGUGGAUGUGGGUGUAUGGCUCGACGCGCAGCACGCCUGGCACCAAGUCGACCAUGGCCCCUCGCCCGACACGCCAGACGCGUCGGCCUUUCGCGCGUUCUGGGGCGACGUGGCAGAAUUGCGUCGGUUCCGCGAUGGACGUGUAUUGGAAAGUGUCGUAUGGCCUGUGAAGAACCUGGCGCAGCGUGCGGCGCUCCCACGGCAUAUCCUCCAGUACGCAUGGACGUUCCAUGCGUGUGCGAAGCACGUACGCUUUGCCGGCGAUGCCAUGCAGGAUCUGCUGGAACGCCCCACCGCGCUGACCUCGCGAGCGUUCUUGCAGGACCCGGCCGUGCAGGGUUUCCAGCUCGUCCAGAGUGCAUACGAUACGUUGGUCCGCGAGCUUCGGGCGAUGGACGAAUUGCCCCUGUCGGUGUUGGGCGUGACGCCGACGGCGCCAGCCCUGCGCAGUAUGAACCCCAUGAUCCCAGGCCCACUGAACUUGGGCGAGUUAGGCCACACCGUGCCGGAUGUCGCAGCGUACUUGCCCGUGCACGAUGUGCUGAUCACGAUGGAAAGCUCAGGACAGUGGCCCGAUGACCUGGCGGCGAUCCAGGAAAUGAAGACCGCGCUGUAUGAACGCAUGGCCGAGGUCCUACCGAAGCGGCUGGCUGGCGCUACUGCACGUGUGGUGUACGAUACAGAUGCCACGACACAGGAAACGAUCCAGGAUCAGACGUCGCUGCAAGUGACGAUGGCGCAUGGGUUUGCUUUUGGCCUCCGCAUUCACCAUGAUCGUGAGCAUGUGCUGCUUGAGCGGCUUCUGCGUGACGCCAAGGCGCGAGCACCAGGUGUUCGUGCCCUUGCACGCUACGAGGCACGGUUCGUGCAUGCACCUACGCACCACGGCGCGCUCCAAGCGCUGCACGAUCGGUACCCUGCGCUUGGGCCCACCGUGCGACUCACGCGCCGUUGGCUCGCAGCCCAAGGCCUCUCCUGUCACGUGCCUGUGCCGGCCAUCGAGUUGGUGUGUGUCGCUGCGUUCCUGAGCAAUGCGCACGCGCCGCCUACGACGGGCGUGCAUGGCUGGGUGCGUGUGCUGGACUUGCUAGCACGAUGGGACUGGCGUGAGACGCCGCUGCUCAUCCCUCUGGAGCACGCGACGCGGCUUGCACACCAACACAAGGCGGCACAGUCGGACGACGAGGCACGGGCCCUGCCUGAUGGUGCCGCCCCGACAUUCCCGGCUGCGCAGCGAGCCGAUGCCGAGCAGCACUUUUCCACGUUGCGGGCGCGCGAUCCCGCGUACAAGUCCAUGGCCUGGGUCCUUGUGACUGAGAUGGACAUUACCUCGAAGGCCUGGACGCGUCCCGCGCCAACUGCGAUGAUUGCCGACGGGAUUCGACAGUUAGCGCAGCGCGCAAUGCGUGUGUGGGAACAAGCUAUGCCGGUGCGCACAUCGCAAGUACAUGUGCUGUUCACGCCCGCAUGGGACGCGUACGACUUUGUGAUUCACCUGAACCCCAGUGUGCAUAUGCGCUACGCGGAAUCGCUCUCGCCAGACGCUACGCAUUGGCUGGCGCCGCGGAAAAAGCGCGCAUAUGCCAACCUGGAAGAGGCACCCUUGCGGCCAAGUGUGUACGGCAGCGAGCCACGCCCUGGUUUCGACCCGGUGCAAGAGUACGUGAUGCUUUUGCAGACGCUGUACCCAGACAUUUGCACGCUCUUUUACGACGAUAUGGGCGGCACAGCCAUUGGCGGUAUAUGGAAUGCGGCGUAUACGUCGCCUCACCCUUUCAAGGUGCUACAGGGCUACUCGGCGCAACCGCAUGCCAAAGGCGUACGUCUGAACCAGGCAGCGAUCCUAGCCGAAAUGAAGCGGCUAGGCGACGGGUUGGUCGAGCGUUUGGAGGCAUCGUAA
This is a messenger RNA of Malassezia pachydermatis, 3639 nucleotides long. RefSeq lists its product as hypothetical. Gene Ontology annotation, cellular component: UTP-C complex; CURI complex; small-subunit processome. The transcript has a single exon. The record is from RefSeq and is a predicted model, not a curated record. Gene Ontology annotation, biological process: rRNA processing; tRNA export from nucleus. Bases 1 to 3639 code for a protein of 1212 amino acids. NCBI's taxonomy places the organism in Eukaryota, Fungi, Basidiomycota, Malasseziomycetes, Malasseziales, Malasseziaceae.